Molecule: messenger RNA, 967 nt
Organism: Parasteatoda tepidariorum (common house spider)
Lineage: Eukaryota; Metazoa; Arthropoda; Arachnida; Araneae; Theridiidae
Source: RefSeq, a predicted model, not a curated record
CAAAUUUCAUGAUGCACAAAUCCAUAUAAAAAAUAUGGAAUAUUCUCCCAUCAUUGGAGGGUUUUCAGUUGUACUAUCAAAUGGUCAAGCCUGUUCUAUUACUGCUACUACAUUGAAGUUUGAGCCUCAUCAAGUUUUUGGAAUCUUUGCUAAUGAUGUUCAGAAUGCUACUUGUACAGCUGUGAAUCAUAGGUUUCGACUCAGUGCUUAUGGGCAAACAAAUUCUCAAGGGAUAAUUUUCUGCAUUGACGAUUUAACAGGUGCUCUACAAUCCACACAUCAAUUAGUAUUAUCCAGUAAAGACUUUACUGAUGCUGAAACAGCUGCUGGAGCCAUAUCAAAUUUGAAAUGGACUCCUGAUGGAGGAGCUCUUGCUAUGACAUGGGAAAAAGGUGGCUUUGCAAUUUGGAGUGUGUUUGGUGCCUUACUGAUGUGUAGUCUUGGUUGGGAUUAUGGGUAAUUGAUAUUUCGAACAUAAUAAUAAAUAAUUGCCUAAUACUUACUGUAAUUUAUGGUAUUAAUUAAUGUAAUUAAAAUUGGAGAUGAAGGAACUUUUACUGUUGGAACAGUAAUCUCAGGAUAUAUAUCAGUAUUUUAGUGUGUGUAAAAUUACCUUAUACAUUGGUCUCAUUUUAAUCCUUAUAGUUAUCUCAAACUAGCCUCAAAGUACGACUCAAGUUUUUAAUUUUUAUUAAACUGUAUUUUUCUCCUGUUUUUGAAAAUAAAGGCUUAAAAUACAAAUUUUUUGAAUUUUUAUUUAUCAAAAAUUAUUUAAAUAUUGGCCAUUAGCAGUAUCUGUUACAGAAGCCUUUUUUUUAUUCUUAUUGUAAAUAGAAUUUAAAUUAAACUAAUUCUAAUUUGCUUUUGUAACUUUAGCGGGUUUGUAUGAAAACUAUAAUUGUGAGCAUCAUGAAUUUCGAUAUAUAUUUUGUUAAAAUGUUAGAUAUGUUGUUUAAAAUUUUUUAAU